AUGUUCCUACCAGUGAUCCUCAUCGCUGCUACUUUUUUCAUUUCUGCCUCCCUCGGAUCGGAAGAAUCUUGUUAUCUUACGGAGGAGCAGGAGGACGAAUGUGCCUCGGUUUGUUAUCCAAUCGUUAAGCCAUUGCUACGCUACUUCGAGAAGUGCCAGGGAUGGGAAGCCCAGAUAUCGCAGAGUCAAAAAGAUUUCUCGAACUUAGAGAAAAGACAUUGGGAAGUGCAAAGGAACAACGACAAACUAAUUGCUCAAAUAGACAAGAAAAAUACCGAAAUUGAGCUUUUAAAAAAUCAAAUUAAUGACCAAAAAAAAACAAGUGAACUGGAAAUAUUGAUAAAUCAACUUCGCGAAGAAAUUGAAAGAAUUCGCAGAAUAGAAAAGAGUGGAGAAGUACCACAAGCUAAUCAAAAUAAAACACACACUGAAGAAAGGACGAAGGAAAAUAAAAAUUCGAAUAAUGAAACAGACAAAGUGGAGGUUAAAACUGGAGAAGUGUCAGCUAAUCAACAGGAUAAUAGUCGCAAUCAAACAAAGUCGGAAACACAAACCAAAGCUCUUCCGGACAGUUGUUCCCAAAACCAAAAGGAAGAAUGGGUCGUCCAGGAAAUCCAAAUACCCGGAUCAGAUCCGUUGAAAGUGGCUUGUCUCUCACAUUCGAAGGUUGGGUCUGGUUGGAUGUUGGUAUAUGGUAUAAAUGAUAACACAACUAUGUUGAAUCGCACGUAUGAGGAAUAUGCAACUGGAUUCGGAGAUCGAACGGAUUACCGCAACAAUUUUUUCAUAGGACUCGAAAACUUGCACCUCCUGACGAAUAAAGAGCCUUAUGAGAUGUAUUUAAUCGAUCACUAUUAUAAAUGUGACAACUUUGUUAUUGGUAAUAGAACCGAAGGAUAUCUGGUGAAACAUGUUGGCGAAUGCAGUGGAAUUUCUUUUAUGAGUCUUCAUCAGGGCACCACAUUUUCGACUUUUGAUCGAGAUGAGGAUGGACAUCCUGAUCGCAAUUUGGCAAAGGAAUUUGGCUAUGGCUGGUGGUUUAAUUAUAAGUAA
Messenger RNA from Drosophila bipectinata, 1053 nucleotides. The record is from RefSeq and is a predicted model, not a curated record. Lineage: Eukaryota; Metazoa; Arthropoda; Insecta; Diptera; Drosophilidae.